AUGUGGAGCUCGCAGCAGGUUCAGCGAUACGCAGGGCCUCAUGCGGCAAUUCCAACAUCAUCAGCUCUCGGUGGUGUUCAGAUGGGUAGUGCUGCCCUGAUGCCACGUGUUCCUGGUGCUGCUGCAGCUGCUGCUGCCGCCGCCGGUGCUGCUCUGCCACCUGAAAUGCAGCAACCGGCCUACGCUCCAAGGCGGCCAACUUAUUGCAUGCAGCCGUCUGGACCGUCAUUAGGCAACGCUUCUCCCGGUGCUGCUCCACGACUGAGGUACUCCGCACCAUCAUCGAGCUCACCGGCACAUCAACAGCUGCAACCCCAAUAUCCGUCGCACUCAAUGAUGCAGGGUGGUCGUGCGAUGAUGGUUGGAACGCCCGGUGCUGCUUAUCCACCUCAUAUGGUGCCGUCCACAUCAACGGGUAUCUCGGGAAUGCAUGGUGUCCCCCCAGGUGCAGCGACGUUGGGACCACUGGGCCAACCCUCGUCAUCAGGCCUCAAUAUUCCCCCGACACAGCCGGUCAGUGGUGGUGGUGCUGCUGGAGCUAGUGGGGCCGGCGCUGCAGUACCAUUUCACCCGAUGUUCGCGCAGUUCCAGCAACCACCUCCAAUGCAAUUCCCCGCGGGUAGUGUUGAAGCGACAACGAUCAGUCAACGUAGGAGGCGAAAAUUGCUGUACAAAGAACUGAUACGAGUCAGCGGGAAACGUUUAGUAAUGGCUCUGCGUAGUGGUUUAGAAGCGGAAACAACAUGGGCACUGAAUGCAUUAAACGUCAUGCUGUACGACGAUUCGGCUCCACCAACAAUGCUCAGCAACAUGCCUGGAUUGCUCAAUACACUUGUGGAUUCGGAGACAAAAGCUCGGACAGCUGACGAUAUGAGUAGUGAAUUUUGGCCACAGGCUUCCGAUAAAGAAGACAGUGCCCCUGUUCGAUCUCUGGUAGCUUUACGGAGCGCCAAAAACGAGCCA
Messenger RNA from Gongylonema pulchrum, 963 nucleotides. The record is from the annotation of a GenBank genome assembly. Lineage: Eukaryota; Metazoa; Nematoda; Chromadorea; Rhabditida; Gongylonematidae.